AUGACGGAGAAAGAAGAGAAGGAAAGUGGGGUGGGGGGGGAGGUGUUCUUCAGUAUUCGUCUUUCCACGGGAGGCACUGUUGGCCAGGAUGAGAAAAUCCACACCCUUCUCCAGGGACCGCGGUCCUUCGUAGGGGGCCCGCGGUCUUUUUCUGCCAGUUACAAAGACUGCCAUGUGCUGGAGAAGGAUGGGCGCUCCCACCUGAGGGUGUUCAUGGAAGCUGUGCAGCCCAGUGGUCACUCUGACAUCUGUCCCAAACCUGAUCACACCUGGACUCCAGACUCCCACCUGGCACCACCCACCACAUUCUCACUUCCUGCCCCUCAUCCGUACCCUCUGACUCAGGAACAGUGCCAGGUGGCCUCCAGGCACAUCUCCCGCAGAGUGAGAAGAAGUUCAAAGGAAGCGUCAGCUGGCUGCUGUCAUGACAACACCAGAGAGGGUCCCUGUUACUAUGGCAACACAGUGACUGUCCAGUGCUUCAGAAAUAGUCACUUCGUCCUGGUGGUGUCCCGCGAAACAGCCUUGGUGUGCAGGACACUAAUCAAUGUCCAACUGGUCUGCACCGCCCCCCAGCUGCUCCCCAACCAGGAGGCGGGAUCCUCCGUGGUCUCCACGGCUGGCCCUCUCACCUGCUGUGACACCACAGUCCAGGUGGACAGCAUCCAGCAGAACAAGUUGGUGUCCCACAUCGGCAUCUGGAUGGGGCCACACGGUUCCAUCAUGUGGGACGGUGCCUUCCUCACACAGGCUGGGCCGCGGGCUUGGGAAGAAGCCAAGGCUGUGCCCGACCAUCGCCACCUCCUGAUCUCGGAGGUUACAAAGCCGCAGAUGAGGCAGGAGAUGGCUGGGGCUGAAGCCCUGAGGUACAGUAAUCUGGAUGCGCUGAUUCUGUGUCUUCUCUCCUCCAUCCUCUCCACCUGGGACUUCAGGCUUCACAUCCACUGUGUCUUCAAUGCCAGUGACUUCCUGCCCCUCCAGGCGUCCCUCUUUCCUCCCCAUCCAGCCACUGUGACCCAGUACGGCCCCCUGAGGCUUCAGCUGCAGAUCGACAAGGGAAAAGGGUACGACAAGGCUUUUAGUUCCUACCACAGGGAGGGGGACCACCCCAUUGUGGGGCUGCUUCAAGAGGCUCACCCCAUGGAGGUCUGGCUCCUGCAGAGGACAGACCCCAUGCUGGUCUUGGUGCUGCAUCUGCACUGGGCCACUCCCAGCGCCAACCCCUUCCAGUAUCCUCAGUGGCCCAUCCAGUCAGGUGAGUGUCCUUUCGGUGACAUCAGGACCUGAAUGAUGGCCUUGGAAGGGGCUCUGCCCUUCCACUCUCACUACCCGUGCUUCACCGUUGCCACCUUCGCCCCACUGGACGCUGGCUCCUGGAGGGUUUACUUCCUUUGCGGCACCUCUGCCUGCUGCCCCUCAGGGCUAAAGACUUACUCAACCACAUGUAGCUCUGGGGCUGCAGGUGAGUCCAGGUGAGCCUCAGGUCACCACAAUGACAUUGCCAGGCCCAGCAUGGUGAGCUCUCCUGGGCCACUGGGCUUUGAGGAUUCCUACAGGUGGGAGUCUACGCUGGGGCCUGCAGGUUCCAAUAUGAGCUGCAACCCAAGACCUCGCCUCUGGGGAAUUCUUUUGCUGUUGGCUGUUGCCCUGGUCCGAGGGGUUGGCGUCUUUGUGGACCUGAACCAGGCCAAGCCCAGAAGCUCCUGGAAGGCAACAGAAGGUGAACAGGCUGAAUAG
Globicephala melas (long-finned pilot whale) is the source of this 1737-nucleotide messenger RNA. RefSeq names its product zona pellucida glycoprotein 1 (gene ZP1). Lineage: Eukaryota; Metazoa; Chordata; Mammalia; Artiodactyla; Delphinidae. Gene Ontology annotation, cellular component: egg coat. Gene Ontology annotation, biological process: prevention of polyspermy; binding of sperm to zona pellucida. Gene Ontology annotation, molecular function: acrosin binding; structural constituent of egg coat. The record is from RefSeq and is a predicted model, not a curated record.